UCCUGAUGGGUCAUUCGAAGCCAGGAGGUUGUCCCCCCAAAGAAGCCCCUGAUGGGGGCUGGGGCUGGAUGGUGCUGAUUGGUUGCUUCAUGAUCACCGGAUUCUCCUACGCCUUCCCGAAAGCCGUCAGUGUUUACUUCAAGGAGCUGAUGCACGAUUUCCACAUCGGCUACAGUGAUACGGCUUGGAUUUCCUCCAUUAUCCUGGCCAUGCUGUACGGCACAGGCCCCUUGUGCAGCAUCGUGGUGAAUCGCUUCAGCUGCCGUCCUGUCAUGUUGGUCGGAGGUUUACUGGCCUCCUCUGGAAUGAUCCUGGCAUCUUUCUCCGUAAAUAUCACGCAGCUGUACCUGACUGCUGGGGUGGUUACAGGUCUUGGACUCGCUCUGAAUUUCCAGCCAUCACUCAUAAUGCUGGGCAGGUAUUUCGAUAAAAAGAGGCCAUUAGCUAAUGGGCUAGCAGCAGCUGGGAGCCCAGUGUUCCUCAGUGCCUUGUCCCCAUUCGGCCAGGUCCUGCUGGAUUAUUAUGGCUGGAGAGGGGGCUUCCUCAUUAUGGGGGGGUUGUUACUCAACUGCUGCACAUGUGGAGCUGUGAUGAGGCCUCUCGAGAGUCUGACGCAGAACAGCAAAAACAAGUCUGAGGCCAAGGAGAUGCUCCCCACGACCAGCUUGGAGCUGGAGAAUUGUCAACAGGCAGUGACCAGAAACAGCACCAAGGACGGUGGCAGGAAGUCAGGAACAAACAAAAAAAGCUGGAAGCUCCUAGAUUUCAGUGUAUUCCAGAAUCGAAGCUUUGUCAUCUACACCAUCUCCAAGUUCAUCCUGGUUCUAGGCCUCUUUGUACCUCCAAUCAUGAUUGUUAACUAUGCCAAAGACAUAGGUGUCCCAGACACUGAAGCUGCCUUCCUGCUGUCUAUCAUUGGCUUCAUUGACAUCUUUGCUCGGCCAUUGAGUGGUGUCGUGGCUGGACUGGAUUUGGUGCGGCCUCGAGUUGCUUAUUUUUUCAGUUUCUCCAUGUUGUGUAAUGGACUGACCGAUGUGCUGAGUGCCAGAGCUGCCACCUACACCGGGCUGGUGGCUUUCUGCGUUUUCUUCGGGGUGACCUAUGGGAUGGUCGGAGCUCUGCAGUUCGAGGUUCUCAUGGACAUCGUCGGCUCCCAGAAAUUCCCAAGUGCCAUCGGCUUGUUGCUGCUCAUUGAGGCCUUUGCAGUGCUCAUUGGACCCCCCUCAGCAGGGCACCUGGUAGAUGCUUUCAAAAACUACAAGCUCAUCUUCUACAUGGCAGGCUCGGAGCUUAUUCUUUCAGCUGUCUUUCUGUUCGGAGCUUUCUACCUCUGCCUCAAACAAAACCAGCCCAAGAACAGGAAGGGACGGCAGCAAGCGGAGGAUGUGGAAGGUGAAACUGUGGCAAUGGGCGAGAACAGCACAGUGCAGGACUACACAGGGGAUCUGUGUGAGAGCCCAUUGGACGAAGGAUCCCUGGAGCAGAGCCUGAGCAGAGUUCAGAAGGACCAAAGGGAUGACUGUAAUGUGACAGAUGCAGACAGUGGAGAUACAGAAUGUUUUGAGCAACAUGAAAAGACAAGCUUAUAAAUAAAAGCUCAAGACAAAACAGGCAAGACUACCUCGGCCACUACCAGGGACAGGCUACAAAUUGGUGCAAAUAAAACAACUGAGGAAAACUAAUGGAGAAACAAAGGCUAGUUCUCUUCAUUCACCCAACUCUUCCAUCCCAUCCAUCUUUCUCACAUCUUCUUCAGUUUUCUGUUUCUCUCCCCUACUCAGUCAUUCAUGAUGGUAGGGUUCAUGAGUAAGUGCCUUCUAACCUCUCAAUCUCAACUGAAUUUCCCAUUGACUAGUAAGUCCCUCGUCUCACCAUUCAAUCCUCUGCCACCUUCCCAUUGAGGUCUGCUGCUGCCUUGGGUGGCUAUGCUGCCUGUCCGAUUACCCAAGUGUUCAAUGCCCCCUUCCUCACCUGCCCACGUUCAGUCCCUUCCCUCUCCUGUCCCGCAUCUCACUUUUCCAUUCAUUCAUUUCUCUUUCUUGCUUCAUUUGCAUCCUCACUGUAGUUUCCCCAUCUCUUCAUGUCAUCUUUUUCCUCUCUCUUUUCCUUCCUGGCCUUCUGUCCUUCUCUACUUCCUUGUUCCUCCCUCAUUUGCUUCCCCUCUCUUUACCCCCUCCCUCCCACUUCUUCCUGUCUUUACUCUCUCGCUUUCUCUUCUUUCUCCAUUUCUCCUGCACUUUAUCUUGCUUUUUCUUUCCCACUCUCCUGUUCACCCUCCCUCUCAUUUGCCCCUCAGCUCCUGACUUUUCACCUUGGCCUCAUGCUCUUUCAAAUUCUCUCAAUUCCAUCUCUCUCAACUUCCUUCACUCCCCCCAGCACUUUACCUUCCUUCUGGAUCCCUCACACAUUGGUCUUCAAUCUGUCAGUUUCACAUCGAUACACAUGACCCUCACCGCAACGUUAUAGCUUUGAGUUAGAGAGAGUCCAACUGGUGGAAUUUGUCAGUGAUGUUUUACAACAAAUAGCUGGAGAGAAAAGAAAUAAAAUUGCAUCAGAAAAAAGGAGCUUGUGAAAGUCCAUUGAGCAGAUUUCGGUAAAUCGAACAAUAGAUGGGCUAAGAUUGUACCACCACAGUGUAACUAAUGAGCCUUGUGUAAUGUGACGAGUGAACGUGAGACAAUGUGUGGGUGUUCAGGAAUGUUAGAGUCAGUCAGCAGAUGUAAACGUACCAGUGUGAGAAGCUGAGUGUGGAGAGUGAGAAUGGUGUGAGAGAGGGUGCAUGCAAAUUAGGGUAUAUGACAGUGCGUGUGAAUGAAGGCAAGUGAGAGAGAGAGUGUGAACAAGAAUGUAUGUGAAUAAGAAUGUAUGUGAAUGAAUUUGGGUGGCACAGUGGUUAGCAUUGCUGCCUCACAGCACUAGGACCUGGGUUCA
This is a messenger RNA of Rhincodon typus (whale shark), 2931 nucleotides long. It is a transcript of the gene slc16a8, whose product is annotated as solute carrier family 16 member 8. The record is from RefSeq and is a predicted model, not a curated record. Gene Ontology annotation, molecular function: monocarboxylic acid transmembrane transporter activity. Lineage: Eukaryota; Metazoa; Chordata; Chondrichthyes; Orectolobiformes; Rhincodontidae. Gene Ontology annotation, biological process: monocarboxylic acid transport; transmembrane transport. The transcript is spliced from 4 exons. Gene Ontology annotation, cellular component: membrane. The coding region runs from base 6 to 1589 and encodes 527 amino acids.